AUGGCACGGGCAGCAGUCGACGGAGGGGUGUGGUUGACCUUGGCGACGGCAGACAGGAGUUUGGCAAGCAGGCCUGAGCAAUCAAUCAUCGCUGGGUAUCAGAAGAUGAAGCAUAUGGAGGACUUUGCCCUUAACGGCGCAAAGUCUGCAGUCCGCAACCACCUCGCUACAUAUCCUAGCUUGGAAGCGAUAAAUGCGCGCAGCACGAGAGAAAUGUUGCAGGUUCCAGAAGAGAGGUUUCAGUAUCAUACUAUCCCUGCUUUCGUAGAAUCCCUGCGCGCCAUGCCAGCUUACGGCAUGCACUUCGAGGUGGGACAGAAGGUUUUCUACCAUCGAUCCUCUGGCGACUGGGUGCAGGCCGAGGUUGCCAGCUUCGAAGAAAAGGCCGUGCACUUCGCAGAUCCUCUCACAUCAGAGACCGAAAGCUCUGACACCUCUGCCAGCAGCCCCGUGCACCUUGACUCCUUGACUGGAUAUGGUUAA
Symbiodinium necroappetens is the source of this 483-nucleotide messenger RNA. NCBI's taxonomy places the organism in Eukaryota, Dinophyceae, Suessiales, Symbiodiniaceae. The record is from the annotation of a GenBank genome assembly.